Molecule: messenger RNA, 717 nt
Organism: Cuscuta campestris
Lineage: Eukaryota; Viridiplantae; Streptophyta; Magnoliopsida; Solanales; Convolvulaceae
Source: the annotation of a GenBank genome assembly
UUCCACAGCCGCUCGGACGAAAAUGCAGAUCUUCGUGAAGACCCUGACGGGGAAGACGAUCACCCUCGAGGUGGAAUCGUCGGACACGAUCGACAAUGUGAAGGCGAAGAUCCAGGACAAGGAGGGGAUCCCGCCGGACCAGCAGCGCCUGAUCUUCGCCGGGAAGCAGCUGGAGGACGGCCGAACCCUAGCCGAUUACAACAUCCAGAAGGAGUCCACGCUCCACCUCGUCCUCCGCCUCCGCGGCGGCGCGAAGAAGCGGAAGAAGAAGACGUACACCAAGCCGAAGAAGCUGAAGCACAAGCACAAGAAGGUGAAGCUCGCCGUCCUGCAGUACUACAGGGUGGACGAGUCCGGAAAGGUCCAGAGGCUCCGCAAGGAGUGCCCCAACGCCGAGUGCGGCGCCGGAACCUUCAUGGCCAACCACUUCGACCGCCAUUACUGCGGCAAGUGUGGCCUCACCUAUGUCUACCAGACCGGCGGUGAUUAAUUAACCCUUUCCUCUCCUGUUUUUGAAUUAAACCUUUGAUUUUGCUAUUAUUAUCACUCUUGGAUCCUUAAAUCAAUCGUUUUUCAUAUGGUCUUACAGCUUAUAUGUCCUCUAUUGCUCUCUACUUAUAUGCAUAAAUGCCAUUUUCAUCACUGUUUUUGUUUUUAGAACAAAGUGUUUUUAAGAGUUCAAACAAUGUUAUUGGGAAAAAAAUUGAAUGUAUUUUU